GGUGGCACUUUGUCAAAAGAAAACAUUUUCUUUAAAAACAUGGUGGCAUCUCAGUGAAAAGGGUGUUCAUUUCCAAUAGUCAUAAGAAAUAUUAAGAAGCUUAUUAAGCAAGAGUGUUUGAUACAAUUUGUAAACACCGCACCAAUAAGCUUCCCAAAUUAAACAAUGACGUCCGAAGAUAUCCAGAUUUCCGAAGAAUUGAAGGGUUGUUACGAGAACCUUAUUGUUAUCGACAUCGGCGCAAACCUGACGAACAAGAAAUACGGCCGUGAUCUCGAUUCGGUGGUGCAAAGGGCAAAAGAUGCAGGUGUCCAAAAGAUCAUGGUUACUGGCACAUCAGUCCGCAGCAGCAAGGAAGCACUGAGAUUGACCCGUCUAUAUCCCAGCACAAUAUAUUCCACAGCAGGUGUUCACCCUCACGAUGCAAAAUCAAUGACAGAUGAAGAAGCGUGGACGGAGUUGACAGCGACGGCAGCGGCGCCCGAGUGUGUAGCGAUCGGAGAGUGUGGUCUCAACUAUACCAAGGACUUCUCAGAGCCACAGGUGCAGAGGGAUGUGUUCAAACGACAGGUGGAAAUGGCCUGUGAACUCCGAAAACCAGUCUUUGUCCACGAAAAAGAAGCUCAGGACGACUUAAUAAAGAUCCUGGACGAAUUCGGCAACCGCCUUCCACCAGUAGUGAUCCAUUCCUUCACAGGCUCAGUAGAGCAAGGGAUCAAGUACAUAGAGAAAGGGUUUUAUUUGGGUAUCACGGGGUAUAUCUGUAAGGACAAGUCCGAUGGUGGAAUACGGCGGUUGCUUUCGGAGAGGAUACUGCCUUUGGACAAGUUGCUGGUUGAGACUGACUCUCCGUUCAUGUACCCUAAUAUGAGGGCUUCCAAACUGCCGUUGCAUGUUAAGGAUUCGCUUACAGAAAGAUCCAUGAACUUCGUGAACCGCUACUGCACGUUCCAACGCAACGAGCCCUGCGCUUUACCAGCCAUCGUGGAACUGAUCGCGGGCUUCCUGGGCCAGGGGCCUGAGGACGUGGCCCUCGCUACUGCUUUCAACGCGCUCAAACUCUUCGGACUCAGCCAGUAACCUGAACUGGAGUGGCCUCAAUCCAUAACAGCUGUAUUUGGACAUGUGGCCCUGGGUAACGCGCUUAAGAUCUUGGGGCUCAGCCAGUAGUAACAUUGGAUUGGGCUGGCCUCAGUCUCCUAGCUGUGGUGUAGACACAGUGUCCCUGGCCACUGCCCUUAAGAUCUUAGGACUGAGCCAAGAACCGUAGGCUGGACUUCAGUGCCUUAAGUGCUCUUUUAUGGAGACGCGGCGAGUUGCGCGUCGCGUUGUGAUUUGCGGCGCGCGUUUCUACGCCAGUUAACAAGCAAACGCUUCUGCAGGAACACUCUCAUACUUGGCCAUAUGUUUAGGUUAACAGCGUGACGCGACGCGUCGCCAUAAGAGCUCUAAGGGUAACAUUUCGAGUUAACGUUAACGUUGCGUAAAUCUAGCAAAUCAUAACCUUUUCUCGAAAAUUUACGUCCAUAAGAAAUGGUGAAUUUACUCACAGUUAGCGUUAACUAUAAAACUUAUACAAAAGUAUGUAGCCUCAGUCUGUAACUGUGGACAAGGCCUCAUUCAACGAACUCAGUGACAGAUAACAGGCCUUCCAGUCAUUCCUACAAGGUAAUGUGACAUGGAUAUGAUUGCAAUAUUUGGAACUUGUAAUAUUACAUACAUAGUUAUAGACGUCCUAUUUCACUAUGACUGAAAAUAGACAAAAACACAGUACAGAGGCAUUUUAAACGCUUAAAAUAAGUGGAUUUUAUCAAAUAUUGAAAACUUUGGGAACCUUUCGAGGGUCUGAAAAAUCUAAGAAUAUUCAUGCCAAUGCGAUUUAGAUUUUGUGUUUUAAUAUGUUAGAUGGCUCAUGAAAAUCACUAAUCUACUUCAAUGAAAUAGAUUUAGCGAAUCACAUGUAUAUUUCUCUAGUUUAAAAUAUAUUCAAGUUCCAAAAGCAAUCAUUUCCAGGUUGACUAAAUAUAAGAAUAUUUAAGAAUCGAAAUCAUCAUUCAUGGCCUUAUUUACGCAAUUUUAAUGUGCCUUUAGAAAUCAUAAACUUUAUAUGAUUAUAAUCGUAAAAAGAAUGAUAAGUAUAUUUUAAGCAAUUUUAUGUUACCCAAUUUAUUGGAGAUUUAUUUAUUGAAUCUUCGGACGUCAAAAAAAAAAAAUUGAUAAAGCGAAAAAAAAAAACGAUUAUUAUACUCAUGUUAACUCGUAUAUGAAUUGAAAAAAAAAAAAUUGGACUUUUGAAGAUGUAUUUGAUGAGACAAGACAGGGUAUGUGGAAAUAUUUGACAUUUAUUUAAUGGUUUAGAUAUUGAAGUGAUAAACUCAAGAAAUGAAAAGGAGAGGGAUAAAACGUGAUCAUUUUCUAGAAAAGCAGGAAGAUUAUAGACAACUUUACUAUUUCAUAAUAGUUUAGUUUAAAUAAUAAUCAAAUGCUAGAACAACAAGAUAAGAAAUGCUACCAAUUCUUAUAGUUUACUUUAAAUAGCAUGUCCUUUUUGACAUGGUAAAUAUAUUUGACAUGACUGUAAACCUUGGUAGUAUUUUGUUUUAAAACGUUUUAUGGUGGAAGAUAUUAUAAUAAGACGGAUUUUUAAUAUGAAUUCGAUAUUAUGUCAUUAUUUUGACUUUUGUCGAAUUGCUUGGAUCGCGUGCCCUGCCUUGUUUAGACUGUGACAUUAGAGGCUAUUUACCUUUUUCCACCCUAAGAAAAUAAUAUUGCAUUGAAUAAUCUUGCCAUCGAUAAGUAUAAAAAAUAAGAUUCGUGCCUCUCUAGUUAAAUUAAAAUGCCAGCCAGGUUUAAUCUAAGUUAUGACAA
Maniola jurtina (meadow brown) is the source of this 2868-nucleotide messenger RNA. RefSeq names its product 3'-5' ssDNA/RNA exonuclease TatD. The record is from RefSeq and is a predicted model, not a curated record. The coding region runs from base 166 to 1080 and encodes 304 amino acids. The transcript has 7 exons. Lineage: Eukaryota; Metazoa; Arthropoda; Insecta; Lepidoptera; Nymphalidae. Gene Ontology annotation, cellular component: cytosol. Gene Ontology annotation, molecular function: single-stranded DNA 3'-5' DNA exonuclease activity.